UUCGGGCGGCACCGUGGGCACAGCGGCCUCUGGCGGGGGAAAGGGGUAAUUGCAAGAAACCUCUGCUCGGCGCCGGGGGGGCGGGGGAGGGGGCGAGUGUACCAGGAACCAAAGAAACAAUAAAAGGGAAACGUCUGGGAGCUCCCGCCAUUCCUCCGUUUGCUCUGGGGGCUGAGUUUACCUCGCGUAGGUCCAGCUGGUUAAAAGGAACCCCGCGUUGUGAACGCUUCUUACUAGCGUUCACUGUUCUGAGAACUCCCUCCAAAUACCCCCAUGGGGGCGGUCACCAAUGCUGGGGGGGGGGGUGCAAGCUGCCGUCUGCCGCUAAAGUCCAGCUAACCCCGCUGAAAGCAAGAACUCUUGAGAGACACCGGAUGCAGGAGGCUCUUCUACAUUAGGGCACCCGCUGGUUUAGCUGGGCAAGUCCCCGCUGCGAGGGGGAGGUCCUCUGGGUGCACUGCCCGGGGAGUAAGACCAGCUUCAGCGCGGAAGUCUGGUGGAUGAAGCCGAACAAAACCAAAAGGGGGCUGGUGGGAGGGACGCUGGAUGUUCACAGACAGCCAAGACAAAUAGCUUCCUACGCCGGAUCGGCCAGAGCCAGCCGAGGAGAACGAGGAAUGACCACGUAAAAGACCCUGCAGAAAACGGCAAAAGCAAAUAAUCACCCAGCCAUAGCGCUGACGGUAAAAUGCCCCCGCAGCCCGGAAGCUCUCUAAGAGCCAGACCCCGCUUCGUGUCCCUGGAAUGCGAACCUCCUAAUGCAACCCCAAUGACCGUACGCUUUCCCGGGGUGCCAGAACGUGGCUGCUUGUGCGGGACCCACAGAGCUAAAGAAGACUGCUGAUUGGCCCUUGGAACAGCCUCUGGGGGCAGGGGGGCGGGAUGGAAAGAUGCGCCCCUUAAAGACCCACUCCGCCGCGCGCGGUUUUGCGGCUGAGUUGCGCGCUGGGGCUGCGAGGGCGUUAGCGCCGCACACACGUGCCCGCCGGAGUCCCUGCCCCAGGACGCCGCAGGCUGGAAGCUCCUUGGUUUCCGGGUGCGAUUUAAGACUAUAUAAAGAGAUUGGGGUCUUCACGAGCUCGGAGAUCACCUGCCGUCGAUCAUCAAAGACACGCAUCCACUGGGAAGCAAAAGAGCCCUGCUGUACAAUGUACACUUAUCUCUUCAUCUAUUAUUUAAUCCAAUUCUGUGGACAUUCCUGGAUAUUUACAAAUAUGACCAUCAGGUUCUUGUCAUUUGGGAAAGAUUCUUUGGCCGAUACCUUCUAUUCUAUAGGAUUCGUAAUGUGCCUUUGCCAGUCGUUGUCCAUACUAGAGCUCCUGCACAUUCUAGUUGGCAUUGAAAAAAACUGUUUUCUCCCAAGGUUUUUACAGAUAACUGAGAGAAUCAUCAUUUUAUUUGUUAUCACCAGUCAAGAAGAAGUUCAAGGGAAAUAUAUUGUGUGCGUUUUAUUUUUCCUUUGGAAUUUACUGGAUGUGAUCAGAUACACUUACUGCAUGUUAUCAGUGACAGGAACAUACUAUGAAGCUUUGACAUGGCUGAACUACACACUAUGGAUUCCAGUAUAUCCCCUGUCAAUUCUGGCUAAAGCAUUUGCCAUCUAUGAAUCACUGCCUUAUUUUGAAUCCUUCGGCACAUACUCCACCAAGCUGCCAUUUCCAGUUGCCUUAUCGAUCUGCUUCCCGUACAUACUAAAAAUGUACCUGGCAAUGCUGUUUGUAGGUAAGAUUUUCAUCUCUUGUGAGCAGGAUCUUAAUGCCACUAUGCUGGAAUUCACAAACCUGAGGUGGCAAAAAUCGAAUCAAUGAAAAUUCUUUGUAAGCUGUGCCUUCUCCUAGUCAGUUCCCGCAUUGACACCUGUGUGUUAAGCGGAAGUCUAGUUCAUGUUGCUCAGGAGUUGACUGCUUGGAAUUCCAGCAUCCCAUUUGGAAGUGAAUUAUCUGUUUCUAGAGAGAGGGAGUGUGGGGAAAAGAACUAUUAAGAAAAAAGUGGAUGGAAAAUGCAUAUAGUGUGUUUGAGCCACCAUCAUUAUAGAUGUUAAUUCAACAUAAAGUCCUGAGUCAAGCUUUGAUUCUGCUGCCAUUUGUAGUCAAUGGAAACCUUUCCACUUAUUUCCAGUGGGCAUUAGAUCAGGCCCACAGUGUGUGUUCUUUUAAACUAGGUCUGACAUCCUGUACUAAAACUCCUCAAGGCUGGAGGAGAUUUGGAGCUAAAUCCAAACUUCAUAGCUUGUUCCCUCACUUACGGUUACUGUGGGUUGCAGCAAAACCCUGGAUCCAAACAGGCCUGCGCUUUGGAGAAGUUUGCGUCUACAUCUAACUUUCUGGCUGACCGCAUCUGAACCCCCUCACAUUUGGGUAAAGGGUGCUAAUUUUUGUAGCAUGUGCCCAUCUGUUUUUAAAAAACUCAUUGAUCCUUUUAGAUGAAGUACAGCGUUGGCUGGUUUAUAAGGGAUUCUUGUUCAAUCCUCGACCAGUAAAAUGAGGACACGAGUCAUGAUGGUGGCUGUGGGGUGGACCUGCUAAUCUGAAAAAAUAUCUGUGUACAUAUGCAUCAAUGUAAUGGCAAUAACUGCAGUAUUAUAAUUACCCUAUAUAUAGUAGGUGUGCUUUAAGGGUUCCAGGAAAAUGUUUCAGGACCUGCAUUGGCUAGAUUUAUUUACUGAGGUCUCAUAAUUUAGUAUGUGCAUAGUCGUCUAGCCAAGCGAAGGCAUCUUCAGUGGCAUGAUGCAGUUCUAGGCCACUGCUGAAGCUAGUCAGCGGGCAUUCAUCGACAAUGUGCGUCGUGUGUUGCGGCACAGCGGCACAAAGGGCUGUCACGAAGGCCCCCGCAAUACUGGUUGGCUGCACAGAGACCUUGCCUGGAUCUGGCAUUAUAUCUCAUAUAAUGACAGAUACCUAAAAAUAUAGUGUGGUUAGCUACAAGAAUAUAGAACCUGUCUGAAAAGCCUUACUCCUGUGGGUUUACUGAGACCACCCACAGGACCAUUUGGGUCGAUUGGACUCAUCCCAUUAGGGUUUUCAGGUGCAGGUCUAGGUCCACCUGUUCUUUCUAGGUGAAUGCUGGCCCUUUUGGAGUCUGCUUCCCUGCACUUACAUUUUAUGUUUCAAUUUAGGUAUGUACUUCAUCACCAGGUACCUCUGCUCAGAAAGGAAAGCUCACCUAGGAGCCAGCUACAUGAAAGAGAAAAGGAGCUAAGUUGAUAUCUUGUCUCAUAAUGAGGAAAAUUCUCUAGAACUAUUAUGCUAGCACAUUGUGUGGAAAUUUAGACUGAGAUUUUCAGAAGUGAUUAGUGAUCUUAUGUGCCCAACUUGGAGCACCUUAGAGGUUCCCAAUUUAUGAGGGCAGGUGCUCCACACUUUCUGAAAAUGAGGUCUUUUAAGGCAUCUCACAUGGGGCACUCAAACAUAAGCACCUCAAAUCUCCCGUCACUUUUUAAAGUCUUGGCCUCAGAAGUUACUCUGUCUUUUUCGAACAUAAAAUGACAGGUUACAAACUGUGGCAAAAAAUGUCAAAUCAUAUCAGCAUUUCCUAUAUUUUAAUAAUGGUUUCCUAUUGCAGCAGUAGCAUGUAUUCUGCAUUUUAUAUUAAAGUAAAAUGUCAAUGGUAUUUUGUUAGUCUAACAGGUGAGAUGAUAAUACAAUGUAAAUCAGAUGUAUGAAUAUCAAAUUUGCUGGAACUGCAACAGAUUAUGAAGCAGAAGCUGCUGGUUCUGCGUUUUGCCACAUUCACACAAAUACCAACAGGUAAAACUGUUCACAGAAAACCCAUCCUCCUCCUCCACUUGCCCCCACAUUCUUAAAGUAAAUGUAAGUGACACAUGCAGUUACAGUGUCUAUUCAAUACAAGUCCUAGAGGGCAUUUAACGUACAGAAGUAGAAGUUACGAUUCUAAUAUAUUUCCAGUAGACACUAUUGAAGAAUCAGUUUUUCUUACCGGUGACAUCCAGAUUAUUUUGGAAUUGAAGAAACAAGACAGACAGACACACUCACUCUUACUUUAACUCAAAGUGUGAUAUAGUCAGUCCAAGAAAUACUCUGCCUUUAAAAAUAAGACAAUGGAUUAUAUAAACUGUGGGCCAAAUCCAAAUUGUUUCACACAUGAGAACUGUCCCAUUGAUGUUAUUGAUGUCAGUGAGGUUAUUUGUGCAACAAAAGUAAUUAGGAUUUGGUCCCAUGAGGUGGGAAACUACUUUUAUAUGAGAAGCAAGAAAAUAGGAUAGGUUUUCCUGGGGGAUAAAUUACUUUUCUGACUGCACAAGUUACUUGGAAAUAACCAUAGGCUGACUUGUUCCGCAUUGGUACUAUUUCCCACCACCCUUUGGGCUUGAAAAAAUGAAGUGGAUUAAAGAGUGAAAUGAAAACACUUCUGGUCAUGAAAAUUCUCUUUCCUAUUUAAGCCUCUGAAAAAGUGAAACUUAAGUAGGCUUCUGUCUUAAGACAACAUUUGAAUAACCAAUGAGUGAAGAGCAUUUCAAAUUGAUGAUUUAGUGGCUCUAGGACAAGUCCAGAGCCACAGUCAGGCAGCUCAGCUGUAUCUGAACUGCCCCUACCUGUGCUACCACGGCUAUGCUGCUAUUGAUGCUUGAACUAGCUUGAGUACGUGUGCAUGAUUAAAGGAAUCAUACUCCUAGCUCAUACUGUAGACAUAGCCUUAGAUAAGUAUAUUUGUAUGUUACCUGGGAGCAGUAUACUAGACUGGGUACCAUUAAACACUUUGCUUUUGCAUCUAGGUAUUAUUGUGUAUGUGGCUAACAUACAGCACUUUUGGUCAGUAGAUCUCAAAGCGCUUUAGAAAAGAGGUAAAUAUGGUGUUGCCUGCAUUUAGGAAAUAGAGUGAAUAUUGUUGUAAUGUUAUUUAGUUACAAAAGCAAACGUGAUGUUUUUAACAAUGAUCAUGUUAUCUGCUGAAGGAUGGAUUUAUGGGAUCUGAGCAGGGGAGAAUUCUCUCAGUGCAGGAUCUGAGGAAGACAGAGGACCCUCUUAAGAAUCCUGGGUAGCAGCUGUGCCUGGUGUGGGAAGGGAGUAUCAGAGGCAGGGCUGUAGCAUGUUACCCAGCAGAGAGUCCAGACAGCACAGUUAGCUGGGGACAUGCUGCUGGAAUGUUGACAGCCCACCUGAGACCACUUUAGCCUCUGGAGCAGUUCAGUUUCACAAGGGCUGAAAAGGUGGGUCAAAAUGAACUUAGCACACCCCUGCCAACCCAUUCCACAGGCUGGGAGCUCUGUGCUGUAUCUCUUAGAAGCACAGCCCAGAAUCUCACCUUAUAAAGCAUAUCCUGAAAGAGUAAAAUGAUGGCUGAUCCCUAACAUUUGUUGAAAAAUUAUGAUAUUUUCCAUUCUGUUUACAUGGUAUAGUCUGGUCAAAAUUUUCAAACUCAGCUUCCUAAAGUAAGACGCUUUAAGUCUAUGUUUCAGCACCCUAACAACUGGCUUAUUUUUCAGCUGAACUUUGCACCCACUCCACCAAAUGAAGAGAGGGAGUUGUAGGUAUUGACUGCUUUUGAGAAUCAAGCCAUUCUUAUAUAGGGGUCUAAAUCUGAACUUAAGCCAACUUUAGGCAUUCAAAAAUGAAAUUGUUUGCUGAAGUUUGUUGGUGUAAAGUUACUGAUCCACAAACCUAUUGUAGUUGCUGGUGUUGGCAAUUAGCUUUACCAUUUAAUUGACUGUUUUUACAUUGAACCAUACUUAUGUGUAAAAUCCCACCACUAAUAUUGUAUUUCAGUUUGAUACAUUCAUAUUUACUUAGUGAACAUUAUUUUUAAUCUGUGCAAUUAUUUUUUUAAUUUUGAAUUAUAGCAAACCUAUUUUAAAAAAAUCUUUGGUUGAAAAUAUGGAAGUUACUACCAAACCUCAUUUAUCCGCACAUGGGCACCUGGAGCAUGUAAAUGGCUUUCAUUUUUAUAGUGUGUAUAUCAGUCAACACUGAUUCUGCACUAGCAGGGUGAAGAUGUCGUGGGCCAGGUGUUCAAACUCAUACUACGUUUGCAGCUGCAAAAAAGUGUGUUUAGUUAAUCUCAAACUACUCAAAGAAUUAACAGGCUGAUUUGAUGAAUCAUGCGCUCAUGUUCUAGAUCAGUGGUGCUCAAGCUGUGGCCUGCUUGUAGCCCAGUCAGCACACAACUGUGCCCCAUGUGACAUCCUCAGAGCCAUAUAGGUUGUGUGUGUGUGUGGAUGCAGCCCACAUAAACGGGAUGAGAACCACUGGUCUAGAUGGUUCUUAAGAAUCACUACUGGCAUGUUAAUGGUAAUACAAAGGCUACAUCUACACUGUGCCCUAGGGGUGUGAUUUCCAGCUCAUGUACAUGUACUUGCAUUAGCUCUCAUCAAUAAGAAUGAGAACGGCAGCAAGGCUUAGCCGCUUGAAACCCACGGGUACAUGUACACAGUGUAGUGGAGCUAUGCCACCAUUGCUUAUGCUGCCAUAGCUACACUACUAUUUAUACUCGCACUAGCUCGAUGAGAACUAAUGUGAGUAUGUGUACUUGAGCUGGGAAUCACACCCCGAGGUCAUAGUCUAGACACAGCCAAAAUGAAAACACACAUCUUGAGAAUGCAUAUGUCUACUGCAAUAUAAAGCAUACACAAGUACCAUACCAGAUUCUCACUGUUUAAAGGGUCUUGGUUAAAAGAGGCAAAUAGCAGGCAUAGAAGAUUUAUUCAUUCACUUCAGCUGUUAAGAAUACUUAACUGGGAAUAGUAAUAAGAGAAUAAAUAUUCUAGUGUGGCAUAUUAUGAAGAUGAAUACUUAACUGAGAAAACCACCAUAUAUAGGAUAGCUAAAUUAUACAUGCUCAGACUAAGGUCACUGCAGUAGACACUAGGGACCAGUAUGGGAUUACUCAGUCAAUUACUGGUGAUGUUUACCCCAGUGCAGAGGGGGCUUCUUCAAGAACCUGAGCACCAAUUAAGCUGCUCUUUAAGCUCCAUCUUGUGUGGACCCUUGCAUUGGGGUAUAUUUUUUCCUAUUUAAGUUGGAGACAUAGGCAGCUAAAUUGUGAGGCACAUGGGUUAAAGGUAAGUAGAGGGACCAGGCCAAAAUAAGAUUCAGAAAGGGGACUUAUAAAUGGGAGGGCACAGAGCCAGGAGGGUAACAUUAGAAAAAAGGAAGAGGGAAAUAAGAUUUCAAUAGCAGGAGAAAUGAAGGCACUUAGAGGGAGGUGAGAAAAUGUACUCCCCAAUAAGAGUAGCUCCAUAUUCUUGCUGGGAAGAAAGGAGAAGUCCUAUGUCCUCUCAGAGACACUAAGAUGCUAAGGAGAGAACAGACCUGCCAUCUUCCUUUUAAAAUGGCAAAGGUAGAAAAGACCUGCUGUCCUCCCCCUGCUGAAAGUUGACGCUAUCUCUGUAGCAGGGAAAGGGUGUUGUUGGAGUGGGAGAUUUGAGGAGACGGAACAUUCUGGAAUGUAAGGGAGAUGGGGUCAUCUUAGGUUUUGAAAAGUAUCCAAGCUUCUGGAAAAUUAUCAAGAUCCCAAUUUUCUGAGGCCCUGAAUUGGAAUAUUCAUGUUUAAAUGAACCUGACAUUCAUCAAACUGUAUCUAGCAAUGCCCAGAUCCCACGCUUACCUGGAUAAGUGUCCCUGGUAAAAUUGUUACAAGGUUAGCAACUAUGCUACUAUCACAAAAAUAGCGUUGUUCAUGAUAUAACAACAAUGGAUGAUGAAUGCUAUAAUAUGGCAGGAUCAUAAUGUUAACAAAUUUUGUCAGUUGAAAUUAAAGCUAAUUUAAAAGCCAGAAUAAAGAAAUAUGUCUUCUAAUAAAUACACUAUGUCAAACAACAA
Molecule: messenger RNA, 7775 nt
Organism: Caretta caretta (loggerhead turtle)
Lineage: Eukaryota; Metazoa; Chordata; Testudines; Cheloniidae
Gene: HACD4
Product: 3-hydroxyacyl-CoA dehydratase 4
Biological process (GO): very long-chain fatty acid biosynthetic process; fatty acid elongation; sphingolipid biosynthetic process
Cellular component (GO): endoplasmic reticulum membrane
Molecular function (GO): 3-hydroxyacyl-CoA dehydratase activity
Source: RefSeq, a predicted model, not a curated record